AUGUUGGAGGCCACAAGGGUUAGCUCCAUUGGUGACACUUCAGGGGUGGGUCCUAAACGCUCUAUCUUGGCAAGGGUUAGCUCUAUUGGUUACUCUUUGGGGAUGGGUACAAAGGACCUUAUCUUGGGAAGUGUUUCGUUGCAACUUGACACUUCACAUUUACCUAAUGGUUUAAGCUAUUUGGAAUGCAAUGAUUAUCCUUUAAAAUCAUUGCAUUCUUUGCCAGCUGGGCUUGGAGAACUUCGUUUGCUGCGUAGCAAACUUAAACUACUUUGGGUAGGGAUGAAGAUUUUUGAAAAUUUAAAGUCCAUCAAUAUGGAUGGCUCCUUGGAGCUAAUUAUCAGCCCUGACUUCAAUGGAGUACCAAAUCUUGAGGAGUUAAUUCUUGCCCGAUGUUCAAAUUUACGCAGGCUUCAUCCAUCCAUUGGCAAAUUGAAAAAGCUUAAACUUCUUGAUCUAAAAGGGUGCCUAGAACUUACUAGUCUUCCAGAGAAGUUUGAAAUGGAAUCUCUUGUGACUCUUAAUCUUACUCAUUGUUUAAAAGUCAAGAAAAUUCCUGACACCAUUUGUAGCUUGACAUCGCUUAACAAUCUUUAUCUUUCUAGAUGCUCAAAAUUUGACAAAUUGCCAGAGGACUUGGGGAAUAUCGUAAGUCUAAAGAAGCUUCAUUUGAGUGGAACAACUAUAAAAGAGCUGCCUUCAUCAAUUGAAUGCUUGAUUGGCCUUACUUCAUUGCAUCUAAGAGAUUGCAAAAAAAUUGACAAAUUGCCAAAGGACUUGGGGAAUGUUGUAAGUCUAGAGAUGCUUGAUUUGAGUGGAACAGCUAUAACGGAGCUACCUUUGUCAAUCGAAUUUUUGAUUGGCCUUGGUAGAUUGCAUCUAGAUGGAUGCCCAAAAUUUGUCAACUUGCCAAAGAACUUAGGGAAUCUCAAACAUCUGAAUUGGCUUUGUUUGCAAGGAACAGCAAUAGCAGUUUUGCCAUCAUCUAUUGAAUGUAUGGCUGCCCUUAAAGAACCUGGGGAAUAUGGAAAGCCUAAAGUGGCUUUUUUUGGGUGA
Molecule: messenger RNA, 1056 nt
Organism: Quercus lobata
Lineage: Eukaryota; Viridiplantae; Streptophyta; Magnoliopsida; Fagales; Fagaceae
Product: disease resistance protein TAO1-like
Exons: 4
Coding region: 1-1056 (351 amino acids)
Source: RefSeq, a predicted model, not a curated record